This is a messenger RNA of Microbotryum saponariae, 1406 nucleotides long. The record is from the annotation of a GenBank genome assembly. Lineage: Eukaryota; Fungi; Basidiomycota; Microbotryomycetes; Microbotryales; Microbotryaceae.
AUGGCCUCAGCCUCUCGACGCCCCUCCAAGAGUCCCCCGCGCCAGGACAUUGAGAUUCCCUUCGGUGUCGCCCGUAUGUCCGCUUGGUUCUAUCCCUCCCCCAUCGCAACGACAGACAAGCCCGGACCCUGCGUCGUCAUCGGCCACGGUUUAGGUGCCUUCAAGUCGAUGCGUCUCGAUGCGUACGCCGAGACGUUCCAAAAAGCCGGGUACAGCGCUUUGGCGUUCGAUUACCGAGGCUUCGGAGAGAGCACCGGCUCGCCGAGGCAGAUCUUGGAUUGGAAUGCGCAACAAGAGGAUUGGAAGGUCGUGUUGGAGUAUACGCGUACCGAGUUUAAGAAAGUUGGUCAGUUUUUUUUGUAAAAGUGAUUCGGGCGUUGUUCCGCGGUUCCCUGGUGGGAACAUAAUACCAGGAGUAGAUAAGAGACUGACAGGGUCGUUUUUGGGACAUCGUUCCGCUACGGGCCGGACUCGACAGACCCGGAGCGCAUCGCGAUAUUCGGCACCUCCUUUGGAGGUGGUGAGUCAAAUUAACACAAGUGUAUAAAAAGCUUCAGACUGACCUCAUCCACCUUCUCCACAGCCCACGCCAUCACCGCCGCCUCCGGGGACAAGCGCAUCAAAGCCGCCAUCUCGCAAUGCCCCUUCACCUCUGGCUUCCAUUCCUCCUUGACGGUCGAUUGGAAAACCUUGCCUUGGGUCUUGUUCGCAGCGACGAAGGAUGUGCUCUUUGGGACCAAAGAUUCGUACACCCCCAUCAAAUUGGCUGGGUACCCGGGUGAACGUGAGUCUCGGGGAGCUGUUUUUUGGGGUUUUGGAGAGAGGCUCUUCGAGGACCGGGGUGAUCAUGUGACUCCGAACCUCACGGGCUCACACUUUCGCACUGGUGAUGAGGCCGCAGCCCGCUGACUACGUUUGCUCCCAUUCUUAUUAAUGCAUCCCUCUGAUCCAGCCGCCCUGAUGAACGCCUCGGACGUGAUGACGGGCUUCAACCGUUUCGUCUCCAAGGACUAUCGCGCCCAACACCCCGAUCGUGAAUACGUCGCCGCUCGCAUUGUCUACCAAAUGCCCUUCCUCUACCCUGGUCGUGACGCGAAAAGGGUUCAAUGUCCCAUUUACUUCGCGAUUUGUAAGAAUGAUUCGGUCGCGCCUCCGGGGGCUACGAUGGGGUAUGCGAAGCAGGCGCCAAGGGGGGAGAUUAAGGAAUACGGGGUGAGUGGAGGCCUUUUUUGUUGGUGGUCAGGGGCAUGGAUGAUCUCCUGUCUGUUUCAUCAGCGGUGUGACUAAUGUGGGCCGCUUUAUCUCUCGCAUAGGCGGGUCAUUUCGAGAUCUACUACGACGAGCAUUUCGAAGAAGCGACCAAAGACUAUGUCGACUUUUUGCACAGGCACCUGCCCCCCAACUAG